UGUCCAAAUAGGUGUCCAAGUGUCCAAAUAGGUGUCCAAGUGUCCAGAUAGGUGUCCAAGUGUCCAGAUAGGUGUCCAAGUGCACCAUAACACUGUUUUCAGCACUUCAUUUAAAUAUUCUGCAAGCAACCUUACGUUUAAUAUCAUUUUAGAAGAGCAAUUAAUUCACUUAAUUAUUUCAGUCCAAAAUUAUUUAAAUCAAAUUUAAUCAUUCCCUCCCCGUUUAGUCAUAGUUUUGUUCCGCUAGGGUUGGUCCACACUAUCUUCUACCUGUAGGUACACUCCUAGUUUAAAUCACACAGAAGUCACAAAUGAAUGAAAGUGAUUAGUGAUGUCAAAACAUGUUAAUUUAAACAAGCAAAAUAACUCAAAAACAUGACCCCCAAAAAUGACUGAAACUCAUGGUAUUCUUCAGAAGCAUAAUAUCAGAUAUCCAUUACUAACUUAGUGGUUUUAAACCACAUAUACCCUGUUUUUGAAGUGUUGGUCAUGAUUAUUGAUUGGUCGUGAUUGGUCAUGAUUGGUCGGCAUUUAGUAUCGCCCCAUCUGGGCUUGCACUUUUAUGAAAAUGCCGCCAUGUUGGAUUAUAAUCGAAAAUUUCGUGACACAAAUUGGGUCAUUGUGGAACCAAAACUGGACAGAUUUUCAUCUAACUACUUUCAAAAGAUUGUUAGGAGACUGGACAAUUGGAAUAUGAUGGUGUGGACAUUCAUAAAGUACGAACACAGGGAGUAAUAUAGGCCGAAAGCCUAAGCAUGAUACCGCUUCGUCGCUACACAGUAGUCUUACAUCCAUGUAAAUGAAUGUACAUGCUUAUACAUGUAUACAGUGUCCGUGUUUAUCACCUAAAAAACUCACUUGUUGAGGAGGGUGCACAGUUGGUGAAUAUGAUCGAAAACAGCAUCAGCUCGGCCUGCUGUCAACAACUGAUAGUGGUUCAGAUGACGAUGAUGCCAUUUGUGGUGCCCCACUCGAUCCAGGUGAUUGCAGAAAAUGAACGAGAACUGCCCUCUACUUCUAGAACUUCUAAGUUUGUGAUGUCUAUCUAUCUACUAGCUUGUUGAGGAGGGUGCACAGUUGGUGAACAUGAUCGAAAACAGCAUCAGCUCGGCCUGCUGUCAACAACUGAUAGUGGUUCAGAUGACGAUGAUGCCAUUUGUGGUGCCCCACUCGAUCCAGGUGAUUGCAGAAAAUGAACGAGAACUGCCCUCUACUUCUAGAACUUCUAAGUUUGUGAUGUCUAUCUAUCUACUAGUUGCUGUUAUAAAUGAAAACAUCAUGCCGAACACCGACAAGAACAGUGUCCUGUCAAGCGCAUUCAUUGAUGAUGAGAUGCGAGAUCCCAAUUGGAAUGCAAAUCUUUCAGUCAACAACUUGUUGAGGAGGGUGCACAGUUGGUGAAUAUGAUCGAAAACAGCAUCAGCUCGGCCUGCUGUCAACAACUGAUAGUGGUUCAGAUGACGAUGAUGCCAUUGGUCGUGCCCCACUCCAGGUGAUUGCAGAAAAUGAACGAGAACUGCCCUCUACUUCUAGAACUUCUAAGUUUGUGAUGUCUAUCUAUCUAGUUGCUGUUAUAAAUGAAAACAUCAUGCCGAACACCGACAAGAACAGUGUCCUGUCAAGCACAUUCAUUGAUGACGAGAUGCGAGAUCCUAAUUGGAAUGCAAAUCUUUCAGUCAACAACUUGUUGAGGAGGGUGCACAGUCGGUGAAUAUGAUCGAAAACAGCAUCAGCUCGGCCUGCUGUCAACAACUGAUAGUGGUUCAUAGUGGUUCAGAUGACGAUGAUGCCAUUUGUGGUGCCCCACUCGAUCCAGGUGAUUGCAGAAAAUGAACGAGAACUGCCCUCUACUUCUAGAACUUCUAAGUUUGUGAUGUCUAUCUAUCUACUAGCUUGUUGAGGAGGGUGCACAGUUGGUGAAUAUGAUCGAAAACAGCAUCAGCUCGGCCUGCUGUCAACAACUGAUAGUGGUUCAGAUGACGAUGAUGCCAUUUGUGGUGCCCCACUCGAUCCAGGUGAUUGCAGAAAAUGAACGAGAACUGCCCUCUACUUCUAGAACUUCUAAGUUUGUGAUGUCUAUCUAUCUACUAGCUUGUUGAGGAGGGUGCACAGUUGGUGAACAUGAUCGAAAACAGCAUCAGCUCGGCCUGCUGUCAACAACUGAUAGUGGUUCAGAUGACGAUGAUGCCAUUUGUGGUGCCCCACUCGAUCCAGGUGAUUGCAGAAAAUGAACGAGAACUGCCCUCUACUUCUAGAACUUCUAAGUUUGUGAUGUCUAUCUAUCUACUAGUUGCUGUUAUAAAUGAAAACAUCAUGCCGAACACCGACAAGAACAGUGUCCUGUCAAGCGCAUUCAUUGAUGAUGAGAUGCGAGAUCCCAAUUGGAAUGCAAAUCUUUCAGUCAACAACUUGUUGAGGAGGGUGCACAGUCGGUGAAUAUGAUCGAAAACAGCAUCAGCUCGGCCUGCUGUCAACAACUGAUAGUGGUUCAGAUGACGAUGAUGCCAUUUGUGGUGCCCCACUCGAUCCAGGUGAUUGCAGAAAAUGAACGAGAACUGCCCUCUACUUCUAGAACUUCUAAGUUUGUGAUGUCUAUCUAUCUACUAGUUGCUGUUAUAAAUGAAAACAUCACGCCGAACACCGACAAGAACAGUGUCCUGUCAAGCACAUUCAUUGAUGACGAGAUGCGAGAUCCUAAUUGGAAUGCAAAUCUUUCAGUCAACAACUUGUUGAGGAGGGUGCACAGUUGGUGAAUAUGAUCGAAAACAGCAUCAGCUCGGCCUGCUGUCAACAACUGAUAGUGGUUCAGAUGACGAUGAUGCCAUUUGUGCUGCCCCACUCGAUCCAGGUGAUUGCAGAAAAUGAACGAGAACUGCCCUCUACUUCUAGAACUUCUAAGUUUGUGAUGUCUAUCUAUCUACUAGUUGCUGUUAUAAAUGAAAACAUCAUGCCGAACACCGACAAGAACAGUGUCCUGUCAAGCGCAUUCAUUGAUGAUGAGAUGCGAGAUCCCAAUUGGAAUGCAAAUCUUUCAGUCAACAAGUAAGUUUGCCCUUGCUGUUGUCAUGGAAUCACAGCUCAUUGUCAUUAUGGACGGUAUGACCUACAGCGCCAUUAUUCCCUAGUUGUGACUUUCUCUAGUUUCAACUUCCACCACUUCCACCACUCCACCACCAGAGUGGCGCUAGUAGUUCGCAGUAGGCAGAGACAUAGGUUAUGACGUAUCUAUGUCCGUGCCUACUGUGAAUUUUGGCCAUUUUCACAAUAUUUGCCUACACAAUGUACUACGAAAGGAACAAUUCCUUAUGCAUAUACAACGUUACCUUAUUAUAUAUGCAUAGGGGGUCGAAAGGUCAACUAUCAUUUGGAUUGAUGAAUAAAUUAAUUGUAUGGUCACGUGUGAUCACGAAUUGAGGUGAUUUUGUUAAACGGAGGUCUCCUUCAUUGACUUUGGCCCAGGGGUGUUGUCCCUGACUGCCAAAAAAAUCAAAAUGGCUGCCUACAGUAAUGUAGUUCCGAUUCCCGCCACCGGUAGAUCGCAGAUGGCGCUGCUACUUUUGACUAAUGCCAUUUCAAUGAAACAGUGUACAAUUUUUAAACUCUCAUAAAAUUUAAACCGAUAGACCGAUUUCGAUGAACUAAAGCUUAAAAUGAUCUCCUUUCGAUUCUGAACAACUUUCUCGCAGGUUGUAGGGGUCUAUCUUAAAAAAUGAAAAAGUUUUGAAAAGUGAUGAUGGGAAUCCCCAACCCUGCAAUCAUCAUGUCUAUAAAGAGAACAUUCAAUGUGGUACCUGAGUUUUCACUGCUGCUGGAAUCAUGUUUGUAUCUGGUAAAAAACACGUAGACAAAGUGUUUAGGAGAGAUUCAUACAUGGGAAUGUGAAUAUUAUAGAUUUUUGGUUGGACUUGUGAAUUUCCAGGAAAUUUAUUUUUGUCAGAAAUUCUUACAACCGACUAGGUAAUACAGGGGUAAGGGUAAUCGUUUUUCCUUCAUCACAAACCAAUGCAUUGCAUUGCAUCAUUUUUUCAAAACACGCGAAUUGAGUGAAAAAAAAUGCAAAUGUACAUGUUUGCCCUUGCUGUUGUCAUGGAAUCACAAUUAUGACAUUGUGCUCAUGUAGAGACGACAUCACAUAUAUGUGUGUACUUUUGGGUGGAGGGAAUUUUAAGGUAGUUGAGGAGAGUUGUUCAUGGAGAACAUAUUGAGUCAGGAGGACACAUUAUAUAGAGGAUAAACUAUUCCAGUACACAUGACAAAGAAUGAUCGCAAGCAAGAGACCUGGGCCGGCCCAUCAUAUGGAGUGACUGUAUGAGUGGAAUACAACCACCAGUGUCAGUAAGUGAUGACAAACUUUUCAGUGAGCACAAACAAGGAAUUGACUGAUUUUGAUUUUGAUUCAUCACUGUUUAUUGCAAUGCUUUCUUUGCUCUUCCAGUUGCUGUUAUAAAUGAAAACAUCAUGCCGAACACCGACAAGAACAGUGUCCUGUCAAGCUUUGACAGCCCUAGACCUGGUGUCAGAUUGCUGUGUUGCUAAAUGCAAUUGUGAAAUAAUUC
This is a messenger RNA of Lineus longissimus, 4556 nucleotides long. RefSeq lists its product as uncharacterized. Lineage: Eukaryota; Metazoa; Nemertea; Pilidiophora; Heteronemertea; Lineidae. The coding region runs from base 1087 to 1401 and encodes 104 amino acids. The record is from RefSeq and is a predicted model, not a curated record. The transcript is spliced from 14 exons.